GUGAAGUAUUUAGUAUUUACUAUUUACUGAUUAGGUAUAUGUAAACAUUUAACAAAAUAAUAAUUAGAAUUACAUUACUGAUGAAAUAAUAGGGAAUAGUAAUUUUAGUGCGAAGAAGAUUAAAUAUAUCACUUUACGACCAAGAAAUUGUCUGAAAUCCCAUUUUUCACCUAAUAUGUAUAUGUGUAGUGACUAGAUAAACACGUAGAAAUACGACAGGAGGAUUUUGCACAAAAAAUCAAACACGAAAAUAAUCUUAAUCGCAUUGCAAGAUUAAGGAAACUAAAAAGGAAGUGCCAUUGGUGCCUACAAUGUCUAAAUUAAAUUCAAAGUAUCUAGUUGUUGGAGGUGGAAUAGCUGGAGUAACAUGUGUAGAAACUUUAGCAAUACUACAUCCUGGCGCUACUCUUACAAUCAUAACUGCAUCUUCUUUAGUCAAAAAUGUUAGCAAUAUUACAUUUUAUGCAAAAACAAUAGUGCAAUUUGAUGUGUCUGAAACUGAAGCAAGCUCCUUAAAAAAAAUUCAUCCUAAUCUUCAUAUUGUUUAUGAUUCUCUAAGACAUUUAGAUACCACAGAUAAAAUUGCAUAUACUGAUGGAGGUGUAGAAAUAACCUUUGAAGUCAUAUGCAUAUGUACUGGGGGUAUUCCUAAACUAAUUUCAGAUUCUAAAAAGUUAAGCAGAAUUUUUGGUAUAAGAGAUACUGAAUCUGUUGAACAUUUUCAGGAAAAGUUAAGAAAUGGACGUAGGAUGGUUGUAGUUGGAAAUGGUGGAAUUGCAUCUGAAAUCAUUCAUGCUACUAGAGGAAUAGAAAAAAUUUGGGUUGUUAGGGAUGAUUAUAUUUCAGCAACAUUUUUAGAUCCAGGAGCAGCUGAAUUUUUACAAGAUUCUCUGAAGAACACUCAAAAGAAACAGAAAAAUACUGUCUUAAGAAGACAUAUUUUCAGUGAAGAGGAUACAUUGGUAUCAGUAAAUAAAAAUCUUAAAUCUGCUGCGUUGGGUCCUGAUUGGUAUAGAAUGUUGGAAAAUGUUAUAAGUAGUGAGGGGAAACAGGAAUUGGAAAUAAUUUACAAAUCAGAAGUUGAAUAUGUUAUAGAAAAAGAAAACACAGCAUACCCUCUUUAUGUCAAACUUUCAAAUGGGAAAGCAAUAGAAUGUGAUUUUGUUAUUUCAGCUACUGGGGUUGAGCCAGCUGUCAACUUUACUUGGGAUGAGAAGCCAGUUUUUGGGAAAGAUGGAGGUAUAGCAGUAAAUGAACUACAACAGUCCUCUAUUUCCCAUGUAUUUGCUGCUGGAGAUGUGGCAAGUGCAUCAUGGGAACAUUCUGCUCAUUGGUUUCAACUCCGACUGUGGACACAAGCUAGGCAAAUGGGGGCAAUGGCUGCAAAGGCAAUGCAUGGCAAAGUUAAUAAAGAAGAUGUUUUGCAAGAUUUUUGUUUUGAGUUAUUUACACAUUGCACUACUCUUUUUGGACACAGAGUAGUGUUACUUGGUAAAUAUAAUGGACAGGGACUUGAUAAAAACUAUGAGAUCCUUGUCCGAGUAACUCAUGGUCAUGAGUAUAUAAAAUUUGUUUUACAAAAUGGUAAACUCCAAGGUGCUAUUUUGAUUGGUGAAACAGACCUUGAAGAAAUGUGUGAAAAUUUAAUACUGGAUCAAAUUGAUCUAACCCCAUAUGGUGACGAUAUUCUUAAUCCUGAUAUAGACAUUGAUGAUUAUUUUGAUUAAAUUAAUUUAAGUCCAAAAUUGCCUUUAGAUUUAUUCCAUUGCUAUUUUUCAGGACAGUGUGAAAUAUGAGGUAUGAUGUUCCAUCUAUAAAUUAUUCGGAGAAAUAAUUGUGGCUAGAUGUUUGACAACAACUGCUGUGUGUUGUCUGUUUAAAUAUUAUUUAAUACUAGCUGACCCGGCACACGUUUUUUUUCCAUGUAUAUUAUUUGUAGGAAACAUUUUUUUAGGUCAAUAAAAAUAAUUAUCUACUUUAAGUGUUUGGAGAUGUACUUAUAACCAAAAGUGUUAUAAACAAUAAAAGAAUGCUUUAUGUAGGGUAAUA
Pieris rapae (cabbage white) is the source of this 2049-nucleotide messenger RNA. It is a transcript of the gene Pyroxd1, whose product is annotated as pyridine nucleotide-disulfide oxidoreductase domain-containing protein 1. The transcript has a single exon. The record is from RefSeq and is a predicted model, not a curated record. Gene Ontology annotation, molecular function: flavin adenine dinucleotide binding; oxidoreductase activity. NCBI's taxonomy places the organism in Eukaryota, Metazoa, Arthropoda, Insecta, Lepidoptera, Pieridae. Bases 312 to 1727 code for a protein of 471 amino acids.